GUUUGCUUGACAGUGCAUAUGCACAAUAUAGGUGAUUUGUGUGCUAUUUAUGGCUUCAAAAAGUAGAACGAAAUGCUGACACUCCAUACUAAACGCCUGCGUGGCGCCGGGUUCGUUGCUUCUGACGCUGGCGCCUUGCCGGUAGUUACUGCACGAGGCAUAAGCAAAACAGCUAGAGGUUUAAAGCUGCGAAAGGAGAAGGCUGUGCACCCGCAACACCGUGCAUCAGCAACGUUAGGACCUGGAUCCUUCGCACCCCCAUCCUCAGCAACAGAAGCAUCAGGAGGGUCGACUCGCUCGCCUGAGGUUCGCGCCGCAUCUGACUAUGGGUUUAGCUUCUCAGCCGGUGGCUUGCUCUUCCCCUAUUUUCUCGGCGUCGCACUACAGCUACAGGCGCUGGGCGUGUUGCGCCCCGAAACCCCAGUAGCGGGCGCCAGCGCGGGCAGCAUCAUCGCGGUGUGCUGCAAGAGCGGCCUGAGUGAGGAGCAGCUGGUGACUGCCCUCCUGGACCUGGCGCAGGACUGCCGUACCGGCGGCACCCGCACCCGGCUCAAGUUCGUGCUCCGGCGGGUGCUGGAUGCCGCCUUGCCGCCCGACAUCCACGAGCGCUGCGAGGGACGCUCUUUCCUGGCGGUCACACGCCUGUGGCCGGAGUUCGCACCGCAAACGGUGAGCUCCUUCCGCAGCCGGCGGGAGGUGAUUGAGACGCUGCUGGUGUCGUGCCACAUACCCUACUGGUUUGAUGGGAGCUUGUUCACAUUGUACAAGGACGGCAUUUACUUUGACGGAGGCAUCACCAACUUCCUCCCCGGCACGCCAACGGACGUCUGCCACCGGGUCUGCUGCUUCCCCUCUCAGCAGCUGCGGGCCCUCCCAAGCAUCAGCCUCAGUCCCGACACCUUCGAGCCCUGGCCACACGACAUGCGAACCAUGCUGGGCUGGGCGUUUGAGCCCGCACCUGCGGACAUGCUUGUGGGGCUCGUGGAGAAGGGCAAGCGAGAUGCGCGGUCCUGGGUAUCGAGGAAUGCACCCCAGAUCUUGAUACCUACAGCUGCCCCUGCGGCUACCGAUACGCCUCUUCUUAUGCUGUGAAGUUUCUUAUAACAAAACUUAACAGCGGAGGUAAAAGGGUACUGGUUUGUAGCAUGGGGCUAAUGAGCCUCUACUGUAACUGCCGCUUACCGAUGAUAACGUGUUGUUCCUGGCAGGUUCCUGGGCUGUUUCUUUAGCAUUAGCAGGUGCUGGUAUAGGGAGCUGGAACAGCUUUAGGGUAGGAUUCGUAUGGAGAGCGCGAGGGUAUACGAGUGAGUUUGUGAGUCAGCGAGAGGAAAUGAGCCGAGUACCGAAGAGAGCACGAGGGAAUGAUGUGAGCCGCAGGAGAGGGAAGAGAUGCUAGCGCGAGCAAUGUUUGAACCCACCUUUGUCCUGCCGAGCGAUCUGAGCCAUUGAACCGGCGCUAAACAUGGUUCCCCUGUGUGGUCAUCUAUGAGACCGGUGUGAACUUAUGUAUUGCAGCUUGCAUGCGGAGGGAGCUUCUGUAUGCUACAACUGUAGCCAAUGUACGGCGUGCACAUACUAGGGUACUGGUAUGGGCGUUUGGCGAGGAUGGGCCAUGUGUUUGGAGGUGGAACCGACCUCCACAGUCCAACGGUGGAGGCUGCUUGCACACGUGAUGCACUAUACGUGCGGGAAACCUUCGUGUAUCCUUAUGAUGGCUG
Molecule: messenger RNA, 1718 nt
Organism: Astrephomene gubernaculifera
Lineage: Eukaryota; Viridiplantae; Chlorophyta; Chlorophyceae; Chlamydomonadales; Astrephomenaceae
Source: the annotation of a GenBank genome assembly